Haplochromis burtoni (Burton's mouthbrooder) is the source of this 2451-nucleotide messenger RNA. RefSeq names its product goosecoid (gene gsc). Gene Ontology annotation, biological process: regulation of transcription by RNA polymerase II. The transcript is spliced from 3 exons. Gene Ontology annotation, molecular function: RNA polymerase II cis-regulatory region sequence-specific DNA binding; DNA-binding transcription factor activity, RNA polymerase II-specific. Bases 158 to 883 code for a protein of 241 amino acids. Lineage: Eukaryota; Metazoa; Chordata; Actinopteri; Cichliformes; Cichlidae. Gene Ontology annotation, cellular component: nucleus. The record is from RefSeq and is a predicted model, not a curated record.
UCCGUAUUCUCCAGCAGAGAGAGAGAGCACACACGAGUCCCGGAGCCGCGAUGACGCAGUUGUAGCUUACGUUCUCCCGGAGCACGGAAUCCCGUCAGUCCAGGACGCUCACAGCUGGUUCCCACUUUUCGGAGAGUUCCCGCCGCACACCGGUGUGAUGCCCGCCGGGAUGUUCAGCAUCGACAGCAUCCUGUCCGCGCGGCCGAGCUGUAAGGAGCCGCUGCUGCUGCACCGGAGCGGCCCGGUGGUGCUGUCCGCCGGCCUGACGGACUCUCUCUACACCGACUACAACGGACUGUAUUCAGCCACGUGCGGGCCCGUGGCCCCCCCGGUGCAGCCCGUGAGCGGGAGCAGGAUCGGAUAUAACGGCUACUACUACAGCCAGCUGCACGUCCAGGGCGCCGCGGCAGGGCCCCCGUGCUGCGGCUCCGUGCCCGGCCUCAGCCCGCAGCAGUGCCCCUGCAUCCCCACAGGCUAUGACAGCCCGGGCUCGGUGCUGAUCUCUCCGGUGCCCCACCAGAUGAUGUCCUACAUGAACAUGAGCAGCCUGUCUCGGACCGAGCUGCAGCUCCUCAACCAGCUGCACUGCCGCAGGAAGCGAAGGCACCGCACCAUCUUCACGGACGAGCAGCUCGAGGCUCUGGAGGGCCUCUUCCAAGAAACUAAGUAUCCGGACGUCGGCACUCGCGAACAACUUGCCCGCAAGGUCCACCUCCGCGAGGAGAAGGUCGAGGUGUGGUUCAAAAACAGACGUGCGAAGUGGAGGAGGCAGAAAAGGUCUUCAUCGGAAGAAUCAGAGAACUCUCAGAAAUGGAACAAAUCCACUAAAACGUCCGCGGAGAAACCCGAAGAGAGUAAGAGCGAGGUGGACUCGGACAGCUGAUAACAGAGCGGACCUAACACGGCCUCAUCGGCUUGUCCCGUGGAAAUCGAUGUGGACCCCGAGACAUUGUGGUGGUGUGGUGUUGCCAUGUUGCACAGUUGUAUAUAUAUCUACAUUUUAUUAUUGACUGUGUUCAUUAUUUAAAUUUAAUUUAAGCUGCUUUUGUAAUGUUCCACACACAGGGAUGAGACGCCCUCUGAACUGACUGACAUGUGUGAAUAUAUCGUGAUGUUCUCUAUAUGUGAUAUUUGGAUAUUAAAUGUUGUAAUUCUAUCAUUAUUAUUAUUGUUCUUUUGUCUUUGGCAAAAAUAAGAGAAACGUAUAAAGGACAGAUAAAUGUGCGCUCAUUUAAACAGUGUGCGCUUUCAUUCUGCGCUCGGCGGCAGAACCACAGACUUAAGAGCUUGUAAACAGGCUGUGAAAUAUAGCGCGAAGAAAACGAACGUUCUGGGGUUUUUUGUUUUUAGCUUCCAAAACGUCAGGGCGAAAAGCUGCUGCAGGCCUCCACAUAUAAAAGCCUUUAUGUGAAAGUAAAUGAAAUGAAAGAUGAUUUUAUUGUUAUCACACCUGAACUGUGGCUCUUUUAUGUCCCGCUGACGAUUUGGGGUUUGUUUAAAACAUCUUUUGGGCAAUUAGUUAAAAAACCCCAGAACAGGACAGGUUAGAGAGGUCAGGUCGAUCAUUUUAAAUGGAAACCGUGGAGAAAACAACCGCCAACAAACAACUGCAGCUAUUUCCUUCAUUUUUUUUUAAAACUUGGUACGUUUAUUAUCAUUGACAAACCAACAACAACAACAACAGUCCAGAAACGUUUGGCCCGCUCAGCAGAUCUGGAUCAAAGUGUCAGUGUAAGCUGAAACAGAGGAGCAAAGAGACACCGAGCAAAGAGAAGGUAUGAACGCUAUCUGCAGAGUGUUGAAGUCUGUCUCUCUCUCUCUCUCUCGCUCUCUCUCUCUCCAUAUACAUUGUAGAAAAAAUUAUUAUUAUUAUUUUAUUUUUUUUUUUACAGUGCCUUAACAUUUGCGCUCUUUAUGGCCUCCUCUCGAUUAUUUCCCCCAGUUACAGGGCUCAGCUCACAUUGAGCUCCUCAUGUCGUUUAGAAUGAGCAAACAUGAGCAAAUGCAGCUGCUGAUAAACACAGCAUCAAGGUCAGAAAUGCCACAUACGACAUAAAGGUCAAUGUGAUUAUGAAAUAGAGGGCAAUGUGAUUGCAUCAAUAAACUGAUGCAGUAAACACACAGCUAAAUACAAUGAUUCAUUAAAUAUAUCUUCAUAGAAAUAAAAGUGGCCAGAUAAACGAAUGGAGUCCGGGCCUCCACGCUUUCGCAAUAGCAACUUAAUUUUUUGAUACAAGUGGAAAAACAAUCAAGCUCUAAAAUCGGGUUCACCUUUCUCUUUUCAAACACGUGUGGGACAUCCACUGUCUUUAAAGUCAUAAUUCCAUAUCAAAAUGGACUUCUCAAAACUCACCUCUUCAACAAAACCCGCAACCUUUAGCCUUCUUUCUUUUUCUUUUCUUUUUUUUCCUACUCUUGUGUAAAUCGUCCUCGGGGUUCUUCAGAAAGGCU